This is a messenger RNA of Anolis carolinensis (green anole), 2223 nucleotides long. It is a transcript of the gene srsf4, whose product is annotated as serine and arginine rich splicing factor 4. Gene Ontology annotation, molecular function: mRNA binding. Gene Ontology annotation, cellular component: cytoplasm; nucleus. The coding region runs from base 52 to 1566 and encodes 504 amino acids. Lineage: Eukaryota; Metazoa; Chordata; Lepidosauria; Squamata; Anolidae. The record is from RefSeq and is a predicted model, not a curated record. The transcript has 6 exons.
CGGCGUGACGCGUGACGUCAGGGCGCCGGCGCGUCUGUGCGGGAGGGAGCGAUGCCGCGCGUCUACAUCGGGCGCCUCAGCUACCAGGCCCGCGAGCGGGACGUGGAGCGCUUCUUCAAGGGCUACGGGAAGAUCGUCGAGGUCGACCUCAAGAACGGGUAUGGCUUUGUUGAGUUUGAUGAUGUGCGUGAUGCUGAUGAUGCUGUUUAUGAGCUAAAUGGCAAAGAUCUUUGUGGGGAGCGUGUAAUUGUUGAGCAUGCCCGGGGCCCUCGUCGCGACAGCAGUUAUGGUUCUGGACGCAGUGGAUAUGGUUAUAGAAGAAGUGGAAGAGACAAGUAUGGGCCUCCGACCCGUACUGAAUACAGAUUGAUCGUUGAAAAUCUGUCAAGCCGUUGCAGUUGGCAGGACUUGAAGGAUUACAUGCGUCAAGCAGGUGAAGUGACAUACGCUGACGCACACAAAAGCAGGAAAAAUGAAGGCGUGAUUGAGUUCAAAUCCUAUUCUGACAUGAAAAGAGCCCUCGAAAAGCUGGAUGGGACAGAAGUCAAUGGUAGAAAAAUACGGCUAGUUGAAGAUCGGCCUGGGUCCAGGCGCCGCCGGUCCUAUUCCAGGAGUCGAACUCAUUCAAGGUCUCGCUCUCGAAGCAGACACUCUCGCAAAAGCAGGAGUCAUAGUGGGAGUACCAAAAGCAGUCAUUCGAAAAGCAGAUCACGAUCCAGGUCUGGAUCCCCUUCCAGAAGCAAGAGCCGCAGUCGAAGCAAAAGUCACGGCCGAGGCCAAAAAGAAAAAAGCCGGAGCCCAAGUAAAGAUGACAAAAGCAGGAGCCGCAGCACGAGUGUGGAGAAAUCCCGAAGUAAAAGCAAAGACGAACCAGAGGAGGUGGUUCGCAAUGAUGAUGAUGACGACGAUGAUGACCAGGCAAAGAGCAGAAGUCCCAGCAAGGAAAAGAGUAAGAGUAAAAGCAGGAGUAGGAGUGGCAGUAAAGAGAAAGGAGACAAAGAGGAGGAGGAGGAGAGGGGGGAUGUGAGGCGCAGCAGGAGCAAAGAGAGGGAGAGGAGUGCCAGCAAGGCGAGGAGCCGGAGCAAAGAAGGGAGCAGGAGCAAAGAAAGGAGCAGGAGCCGGAGCCGUAGCAAGAGCAAGGACAAGAGGAAAGGUAGGAAGAGAAGCAGGGAGGAGGCCAGCCGGAGCCGGAGCCGGAGCCGGAGCCAGAGCAGGGGCGAGCGGAGCAAGAGGCGGAGUAAAGGCGAGAGCAAGUCCAGCAGCAAGAAGAAGAAGAGAGAAGACCAAGAGCGCUCCCGGUCCAGGUCCCGGUCCCGGUCCAAGGAGAAGGAGCCCGCAAAAGCAGAACCCGCCGCAAAGGAAUCACCCAAAGGCGAGGGUGAGGAAAUGGACACCCGUUGUAAAUCCCGCUCACGAUCAAAUUCCAAGUCUAAACAGAUUGUCAAGUCAAAGUCCCGCUCCAGAUCCAAAUCAGUUUCCAAAACAGGAUCCCGGUCCAAGUCUAGGUCUCGGUCUGCCUCUAGGUCGCGGUCCCGGUCUAGGUCGCGGUCCCGUUCCCAAUCUUAACCUUUCUGCGGCCACGCUUAGAGCUCUCUACGAGGAGAAGCCUUUUGUACAUGUUUGGUAGUUGUAGCGGAGGUGGUGGAGUAGAACACGUCACAGCUGUACAUUUUUAAUAUGUACUCCCCCCCCCCCCGGCACCCUCCCGUGUGUCCGUACUCUGUACAUGUUCGGUCCGGUGCUCCCUCUCGGUCGCCCUUUCUGGUCCUUGAGGUUGGUCGGCCAACCUUGUCCGGACACCCCGCACCACUGGUUUCCAGAAUAGCCAUAGGGAACGAGCACUGCAGCCUCAUGGGCUCCUAAGACUGGGAUGAGGACUCCUAGGUAGAUAUGAGAACUUCAACCCCCCCCCCCCCCCCCCCCCCGUGGUGUGUACGUCAUUUAGUGAGAAGUGCAAAAGUCUUAAAUUCCAUAUUCCUUUUCCGUUUUAAUACUUUGGACUCGUAGAGUUUAUGAAUAAUAAAUAGCACAGUAAGUCAAAUAGAUGCCAUCUGCAGUAAACAAUAUAAGGAAGAAAAAAACGGGGGGAAAGUAGAGUUCCACUCUCUGGUAUUGUGACAAUAUCCUUGUUUUAUAUAUUUUUUUUAAUUUCCCCCCCCUCACAUUGAAGAGUACAGUGGCCCCUGUUUCCAUUCAAUUUGAAUAAAGACUAUUUUUGCUUGA